AUGUCCUUAACACUAAACACUUUGAAAAAUAAGAAAAAAAACGAGCUUAAAGAAAUCGCACAAGAUCUUGGAUUAAGCACCACUGGAUUACGAAACGAACUUGAAAGUCUCAGAAAUCCAGAGCUGUUAUCAGAAAACGAAGCUCCACCACGUCGCUCUGGUCGCCAAAGAAACUUAAAUAAUACUAACACAAGAUCUAGGCACUCUACCAAUGGUGAUAGAUCCAGCUCUGAUGACGAAUCUUCAAAAUCAGUUGAUAACGAAAUUAAACAGGAAAUGAUUAUUAGUGAAACAAUUCGAUCAGUAACAGAAAUUGAAGAAAUAGAUGUGGCUGAAACUAGUUCCCAACAAGAAAACCAAGAGAAUCAAGAAAUUUCACAUAUCGUUGGCCAACCCAUCACUACUAAUCUUAGUUUUUCCUUAAAUGUUGAGAAGAUCAAGAGUUAUAUUCCUAAAUUGAGAACGCCUCAACAUCACACCUACAGUCCUCUUGUUUUUUCGGUUGCUAAAUAUGGAAUAUUUCUAAUUUCUAACGGAAAUUUUGAUUGGGUUGAAGAUAUCCAUGAAUUUGUUCCGGAUAAUUUAAUUUACACAGGAGCAGGAGCAGGGGUCAUUCUUUCAUUUUAUGAAACCAUUUUAAGAAAAUAA
Molecule: messenger RNA, 648 nt
Organism: Entrophospora candida
Lineage: Eukaryota; Fungi; Glomeromycota; Glomeromycetes; Entrophosporales; Entrophosporaceae
Source: the annotation of a GenBank genome assembly